Messenger RNA from Pyricularia pennisetigena, 267 nucleotides. RefSeq lists its product as uncharacterized. The coding region runs from base 28 to 174 and encodes 48 amino acids. The transcript is spliced from 3 exons. Lineage: Eukaryota; Fungi; Ascomycota; Sordariomycetes; Magnaporthales; Pyriculariaceae. The record is from RefSeq and is a predicted model, not a curated record.
GAAUGCUAGUCGUCCGUGGGGGAAGGCAUGGGAUGGGCGGCUGUCUCAGUUCCCCAGAACCGGGGUCCUCUCCAACCACAUAGACUUUGCCGACACCGAGACCCAGCCAAGCAGAGCGGAGGCACACAGCCGGGGAAGCACGUUAUCCAAACCCAAAGGCAAACAACUGUUUGAUCUGUUGGAUGAGCAUGGCAGCGGGGCGUGCGUGGAGAAUACCAAAGACGAAACGAGCGGACGGCAGCACAGCAGCAUUGUCCCUUACAAUUA